This is a messenger RNA of Cuculus canorus (common cuckoo), 1922 nucleotides long. It is a transcript of the gene AQP3, whose product is annotated as aquaporin 3 (Gill blood group). NCBI's taxonomy places the organism in Eukaryota, Metazoa, Chordata, Aves, Cuculiformes, Cuculidae. Gene Ontology annotation, molecular function: urea transmembrane transporter activity; glycerol channel activity; water channel activity. Bases 84 to 962 code for a protein of 292 amino acids. Gene Ontology annotation, cellular component: basolateral plasma membrane; plasma membrane. The transcript is spliced from 6 exons. Gene Ontology annotation, biological process: glycerol transmembrane transport; water transport. The record is from RefSeq and is a predicted model, not a curated record.
GCUGUGUGAGGAAAGAAAACUUGCUGAGGCUUUGUCAGCUGCUGCUUGUCCCCUAACACCACUUAAAGGGCACCUCUGCUGCAAUGGGGAGGCAAAAGGACGUUCUUGCUACUAUUGAGGAGCACCUGAGGAUCAGAAACAAACUAGUCCGGCAAGCGUUGGCUGAGUGUCUGGGGACGCUUAUUCUCGUGCUGUUUGGCUGUGGCUCCGUUGCACAGAUUGUGCUCAGCAGAGGGACUCAUGGAGGUUUCCUGACUGUUAACCUGGCUUUCGGCUUCGCUGUGACGCUCGGCAUUUUGAUUGCAGGACAAGUGUCAGGUGGACAUCUGAACCCAGCUGUCACUUUUGCCAUGUGCUUCUUGGCUCGGGAGCCCUGGAUCAAGCUACCAAUUUAUGCCUUGGCUCAAACCCUGGGGGCUUUUCUGGGAGCUGGCAUUGUCUUUGGACUGUACUAUGAUGCCAUCUGGGCUUUUGGCAGCAACCAGCUGUACGUAACAGGAGAGAAUGCCACUGCUGGCAUCUUUGCCACCUACCCGUCUCAGCAUCUGAAUGUUGUGAAUGGAUUCUUCGACCAGUUCAUUGGCACAGCUUCCCUGAUUGUUUGUGUCUUGGCUAUUGUUGAUCCAUACAACAACCCUGUCCCCACGGGGCUGGAGGCUUUCACAGUUGGCUUUGUUGUCCUUGUUAUUGGAACUUCCAUGGGCUUCAACUCUGGCUAUGCUGUCAACCCUGCCAGGGACUUUGGGCCUCGUCUCUUCACAGCCAUUGCUGGCUGGGGCACUGAAGUGUUCUGGACUGGUAAACAGUGGUGGUGGGUUCCAGUCGUUGCUCCUUUCCUUGGGGCCAUUGCAGGAGUGACAGUCUAUCAGCUGAUGAUUGGAUGUCAUGAUGAGCCUUCUCCACCUGCCUCUGAGCAGGAGACGGUCAAGCUGGCUAACGUGAAGCACAAGGAAAGGGUCUGAGGAAACUGCCACCUGCAUCUGGCAGACAUUUAUUACUCAGGACUGCAGCUGGCAAAGAGGAGGAAGGGGUUAAGAAGAGCUUCAAGAAUAACAGGAAGAGUUUUUUCCUGUCUUGAGAUAUUCUAGCGCUUUUUUUUUUUUAAAAAAAAAAUAAAUAUAUAUGUAUCCCUGAAACUUUUGCUUUAGGCAUUUUCCUGUGAGCUUUUCCCCAAAUGCAGUAUCAUGUAAUCUUUCCCUAGCAGAAGGGGGUUGAGGACUGCAGGAGUCAGGAGAGAAGUGGGCAUUGUUAUCCGACACCUCCAACAUGGGCUGACUUUUCAGGAAUCCAGAGCACUUCUGGGCUGUGUUGCUGGCCUUGCCUGUGAGCUUGGCAAACAAAGUGCUUCCCUCCAAACCUGUGUCUCCAUCUAUAGAGUGGGAAUCGUGCAAAACCUAAACUGUUUUGCUAGCAAGGAAAGGAAAAUCCUAUAUCCCAGAAAGAAAUUUGCUUCUGAUUCUAAUGGAUCAAGCUCAUGCUUGGUGUUGCUCUCAAGUCAAUAACUUGGCACCAGGAAUGAACUUGUCUAAAGGAUUUUUAUUGGCCAAACUUCUUAUGUCUGCCGUGAAUUCUUAGAGCAUGAUAUCAAUCAGCUCAUCCAUAAUGUCAGAGCAGAGAGUGAGAUUGCACUGGAUUUUUAGUAUAACAUUAAGACAAAAUGUUUACAAACCACUACACCCUGGUGUUGUAAUCAUUAUUUCUAAUAUUGCCAAUUCCUAGAAGAUAACACAAAAGAAAUCAUGUUCUAGCCAGGGGCUAACUUGGGAAGAAAUCUUGCCUCCCUGUAGCAGCCUUUCUAGUUAAUCAGCUUUGUAUAUAAACUGCAAGCAGCUAAUAGGCACAUUCCACUGGAAACAAGAUAUUGCUAAAGUUGUGUGUGUUCAUGUGAAUUUCACAAUAGCGGUGUUCUUUUUUUUUUUUUU